This is a messenger RNA of Lachancea fermentati, 1005 nucleotides long. The record is from the annotation of a GenBank genome assembly. Lineage: Eukaryota; Fungi; Ascomycota; Saccharomycetes; Saccharomycetales; Saccharomycetaceae.
AUGUCAAUUGCAAAAAAGGCCAAGUUAGACAUGACUAAACAAAUUUGUACACAUUCAGGGUCCUUUCACGCCGAUGAAGCGUUGGCUGUGUAUAUGCUUAGAUUGCUACCAGAAUUCAAGGACGCUAAGGUAGUAAGAUCGAGAGAUCCUGCCAAAUGGGAAGAAAGUGAUAUUGUUGUAGACGUGAGCGGCAAAUACGAUGCCACCAAGGGCCUAUUCGAUCACCACCAGCGUGAGUUCUUUGAAACAUUUAGCGACAAGUUCAAGACGAAGCUUUCUAGUGCCGGACUUGUCUACAAGCAUUUUGGUCGUGAAAUUAUUAAGACCUUACUGCCAUCCUUAGAAGACAAAGAUACCGAAUUUCUAUACGAAAAGGUUUACAGAGAGUUUGUUGAAGCUCUAGAUGCUAAUGAUAAUGGUAUCAGCAAUAUAGAUGUGGAAGAACUUGGUGUUAAACCUAAAUUCCACGACAAGAACAUCACCAUCCCAGGGAUUGUGUCGCGCAUGAAUCCUAGCUGGAAUGAAGAUGCUUCCGAUGCUUCUUUCGAUAAGAACUUUUUCCGUGCUUCAGAAUUCAUCGGUGAAACUUUUGUCAAGCUUGUGAAGAACUACGGUGAAUCUUGGUUACCAGCUAAGGCGCUCGUUCAAAAAGCGAUAGAGGAGAGAUACUCUAUUGACUCCUCUGGAAGAAUCAUUAAGCUACAGCAAUUUUGCCCGUGGAAGGAGCACUUAUAUGAGGUCGAGAAGGAGUUAGGCAUUGCUGGCCAAAUUCUCUUUGUCCUGUUUGAGGACUCCUCAGGUAAAUGGCGCGUGUCUACCGUCCCAAUUUCUUCAACUUCAUUUAAGUUCAGACAAGGGCUUCCAGAGCCCCUAAGAGGUGUGAGAGAUGCUGAGCUUUCGGAGAAAAGUGGUGUUCCCGGCUGCAUUUUUAUCCAUGCUGCUGGUUUUAUCGGUGGUGCCGAAACUUUUGAAUCUGUUUUGAAGUUAGCUCAAAUGAGUUUGUGA